This is a messenger RNA of Bicyclus anynana (squinting bush brown), 2588 nucleotides long. RefSeq names its product integrator complex subunit 9 (gene IntS9). Gene Ontology annotation, biological process: snRNA processing. The transcript has 2 exons. Bases 305 to 2191 code for a protein of 628 amino acids. Gene Ontology annotation, cellular component: integrator complex. The record is from RefSeq and is a predicted model, not a curated record. Lineage: Eukaryota; Metazoa; Arthropoda; Insecta; Lepidoptera; Nymphalidae.
UCAAUUUAGUGUUUAUUUUUUUUUUUAAUUUAAAUACAGACACUGGUGCAAGAGCAAGAGCCAAGACUCUAUAGGCGAUUUUCAAUAUCCAAAAUAUUGAAUAAUGGCUUUUAUUUGUUUAACGGGUUAUUCGGAGUUUUAUUUGUGACUACGCAGUAAAAUGAAAGUAUUUUUUUGGACAUGAAACUUCAACCACCGAAAUAUAUCAGAUAAGAAAACAUUCAUCACGCCGGGAAUCAGCCGCUCGCGUGUACAUACUUACUAACAUAAAGUUUUCCUGGAUCUACGAAUUACCAAUAUCAAUAUGAAGCUGUACUGCCUCAGCGGCGACGCCGCCAAGCCGUGCUUCGUGCUGUCGUUCAAGGAGCUGCUCAUCAUGCUGGACUGCGGGCUGUCGGCGCACUCGCUGCUCAGCUUCCUGCCGCUGCCGCCCGUGCCCAGCACGCGCCUGGCCGCGCUGCCCGCCUACUCGCCGCCGCACGUCAGCGACCCGCUGCUGGACGGCGAGCUCAAGGAGUGCUGCGGCCGCGUGUUCGUGGACAGCGUGCCUGAGUUCUGCCCGCCGCUGGACAAGGUGGUGGACUUCUCGCAGCUCGACGUCAUCCUCAUCUCCAACUACACGUGCAUGCUGGCGCUGCCCUUCGUCACCGAGGACACGGGCUUCAAGGGGCGCGUGUACGCCACGGAGCCCACGCUGCAGAUCGGCCGCUUCUACCUGCAGGAGCUGGCCGAGUGGCUGGCGCCGGGCGCGGGCGGCGCGCGCGCGGCGCGGCGCUGGAAGGAGCUGUUGCACGUGCUGCCGCCGCCGCUGGCGCACGCGCGCCCGCGCGCCUGGCGCCGCCUGUUCUCGCGCGCCGCGCUGGAGCGCUCGCUGGCGCGCGUGCGCGUGGUGGGCUACGACGAGCGCGUGGACGUGUUCGGCGCGCUGCACGCCACGCCCGUCAGCUCGGGCUACUGCCUGGGCUCCGCCAACUGGGUGCUGCGCUCGGCGCACGAGAAGGUGGCCUACGUCAGCGGCUCCAGCACGCUCACCACGCACCCGCGCCCCAUCAACCAGGCGGCGCUGCGCGGCGCCGACCUGCUGCUGCUGUGCGCGCUCACGCAGACGCCGGCGCACAACCCCGACCACAUGCUGGGCGACCUGUGCGUGCACGCCGGCGUCACGCUGCGCGCGGGCGGCGCCGUGCUGUGCCCCGUGUACCCCAGCGGCGUGCUGUACGACCUGCUGGAGUGCCUCAGCGCGCACCUGGAGGGCGCGGGGCUGGCGCACGUGCCGCUGUACGUGCUGUCGCCCGCCGCCGACGCCAGCCUGGCCUACAGCAACAUCCUGGCCGAGUGGGUGUCGGCCGGCAAGCAGGCGCGCGUGUACCUGCCCGAGGAGCCCUUCCCGCACGCGGCGCUGGCGCGCGGCGGCCGCCUGCGCCACGCGCGCGCGCUGGCCGACGACGCGCUGGCCGACUUCCGCCAGCCCUGCGUGGUGUUCGCGGGCCACCCCAGCCUGCGCUGCGGCGCCGCCGUGCACCUGCUGGAGCUGUGGGGCGCCAGCGCCGCGCACGCCGUCAUCUUCACGGAGCCCGACUUCCCGCACCAGGAGGCGCUGGCGCCCUUCCAGCCGCUCGCCAUCAAGGCCUUCCACUGCCCCAUCGACACGUCGCUCAACUUCGCGCAGGCCGGCAAGCUGGUGCGCGAGCUGCGGCCGCGCGAGCUGGCGCUGCCCGAGCAGUACGCGGGCGCGCGGCCCGCGCUGGCCGCCGACGUGCCCACGCUGCUGCUGCGCCGCGGCGCCGCGCGCGCGCCCGCCGUGCGCCGCCGCGCCGCGCGCGCCGAGCUGUGCGGCGAGCUGGCGGCGCGCGCGGCGCCGCGCGAGCUGCGCGCCGGGCUGCGCGCCGCGCCGCUGUCGGCCGCGCUGCGCGUGCGCGACGCGCGGCUGACGCUGGAGCCGGCGGCGGGCGCGGGCGCGGCGCUGCACUGGAGCGCGCUGGACGUGCCGGCGCUGGUGGCGGCGCUGGCGCGCGAGGGCGUGGGCGAGGCGCGCGUGGAGGCGGGCGCGGACGGCUGCAUCGUGCACCUGCCGCGGCACGACACGCUGGUGCACGUGGAGCGGCACGCCACGCACGUGUUCUGCGAGGGCCGCGCCGACGUGCGCCAGGCGCUGCGCCGCGCGCUGGCCGCCUGCCUGCCGCACAUCUAGCCCGACGACGAUUGUAAUACACAUUUCUACUAAAAGCUACUAAAUGUUUCAUUUCAGUCACCGUUAGAUUGUAAUAGUACCUACACUAUGUAAGUGCGGUGAGUUGAAAAUUACAGCCGAGGCGAUAUUGCAACUCGAGCCAUAGGCGAGAGCUAUAGUAAGGAAGCAGAGGCUGUGAUUAUCAAACCGCACGUAUGUCAUGCGACGUUUUAUAACACAUUUGCGAAAAAACACACUUUGAACACAUGUUCUGAAAAUUAAUUUGUUGAUUUUUCUAUUUUCCACAGAUGACAUUUUGAUGUCAUCGGAAAACAUCAUUGUCAUUUUUACACAUACCGUUAAGCGAAGUGCGUUCGUUUUUUUUCGGCAAAUGCACCAAAUACAGCCAGUAAUACUA